AUGCACAUCAAACAAGUGAUCGUCGAAGGGUUUAAAACCUACCGCGAACAGACGGUGGUGGAUUUCGACGACGGGUUGAAUUGCAUCGUCGGCGCCAACGGGUCGGGAAAAUCAAACUUGUUUCACGCGAUUCGGUUCGUGCUGAGCGAUGUGUUCGGGAAUUUGCGAGCCGAAGAGAGACAGAGACUGUUGCACGAGGGAGCGGGGCACGCGGUGAUGUCGGCGUACGUGGAGAUUGUGUUCGAUAACGCCGACGGACGCUUGCCGGUGGAGCGGGAGGAGGUGCGCCUGCGAAGAAAUAUUGGUUUGAAGAAGGAUGAAUAUUAUCUCGACAAGAAGCACGUGACGCGCGCUGAAGUGGUUAACUUACUCGAGAGCGCUGGUUUCAGCCGAACGAACCCUUAUUACGUCGUACAACAAGGGAAAAUUAUGAAGAUGGCGACGAUGCAAGACGAGGAGCGUUUGGACUUAUUGAAGGAGAUCGGGGGCACGAGCGUCUUCGAGGCGAAGCGCAAAGAGUCCCUUAAGGGCUUGGACGAGACUAAAUCGAAGCGAGAACAAGUGCAAGAGACCGUUGAGUUCAUCGAAAGCCGUCUGGCGGAGCUCGAUGAGGAGAAAGACGAGUUGCAAAAGUAUACCGACUUGGACAAGACGCGACGGUCUUUGGAGUACACCAUUUACGAGCAAGACUUGAGUGAUGCGAGAAGCAAAUUGGAUGAGAUUGAGCAACAACGAAGCGCGACGAACGAGUCGAGCCGCGUGGAUGACGACAAAAUGAACACGAUGAGUGAAAACUUGCGCACGCAUGAAAAGGAGCUCAAGGAUAGCUCGCGCGCCGCCGCGCAACUGAAGCGCGAGCUCACGACGGCGGAGGAAGAGUUGCGCGGCAUCGUCGCCCGACGAACCACCGCUGAGCUGGACGUGAAAGAUUUGCGCGAAACGAUUCAAACCGGCGAAGAGUCGUUGGCCGGUAUCGCAGGUCAAAAGACGGAUGUCGAAAAGGCGACGUUGGAGACGCAAAAGAAGCUCGACGCUGUGCGUGAAAAGUAUAACGCCGAAGUUGCCGUGGAAGAAGCCAAGGAUCGUGAAAUCGCCGAGAUCGAACGUCGCUCACAAAGCUUGUACCAAAAGCAAGGUCGCAGCGAACGUUUUAAGACGAAGGGUGAACGCGAUACGUGGUUGAAGAGCCAAAUCAAAGACGCCACCGCGACGAAGAAACAAAAGACGAAGGAGGUGGAGACGCUCGAAAAUGACUUGAAGGAAAUUCGCGCCACGCAAUCCAGUGACGAGAAGGACCGCGCUUCCAUGGAAGCCGAACUCAUCGUUGAAGAAGAAAAGUUGGCGGAUUUCGAGGCGCAGUACAAGAAGGCGAUGACGGAGCGAAACGAGGCCCAGAACGCUCGCAAGGAUCUUCAGCGCAAAGACAACGAGGUCGACAACUCGCUGGCGUCUUGCGAAGAGGAAGUGAAGAAGCGAGACAAGCAGCUCGAGUUUUCUAUGCCUCGUGACCUUCAACGUGGUAUGGCUGCCGUUCAGCGUAUCGUCAAGGAACACAACAUCGAAGGCGUGCACGGCCCUCUCAUCGAGCUCAUGGAGACUGACGAGCGAUUUCACAGCGCUAUCGAAGCCAGCGCGGGUAAUCAGCUCUUUCACAUCGUCGUCGAUCAUGAUGAGAUUGGUAGUCGAGUCAUCGAGUUCUUGAACAAAGAGAAAGGUGGUCGUGUUACGUUUUUGCCGCUCAAUCGCAUGAACCCACCGAACGUUACAUACCCCGAAGGCAGUGAUGCCUUUCCUCUUCUCUCAAAGCUCAAGUACGACGCAAAAUUUGACGCCGCGUUCAAGCAAGUCUUUGCGCGUGUUUUGAUUUGUCGGAACAUUGACGUCGCCGUUUCCAAGGCGCUUUCUUCGCAACUCAACUGUGUCACCAUGGAUGGGGACACCGUGAGCAACAAAGGUUCCAUGAGUGGUGGUUACCAAGACACGAGCCGAAGCCGAAUCGCCGCCAUGACGGCGCUGCGCGAAUUGAACGUUAACCGUGAUGAUCUCAAAGAAACCAGCGCUGGCGUGAAAAAGUCUCUCCAAGCUGCGGAACAAAAGAUGUCAGCCGUUCUCGGUGAUAUCAGUCGACUCGAGUCGCAAAGACGUCACAGUGCUCAGCGUGUGGAUCGAUUAAAGCAUGAGUUGCGCUUCUACGGAGACACGGGCACGCGAGCCAGCUCUCUUCUUGAACAGACGGAAAAGAGCAUCGCCGUUAUGCGAGCUGAUAUCGAACAAGUGGACACACACAUCGCCGAUCUGACUAGUGAGAUCGGUUCGAGUCUGGACGCAACCUUGAGUCAAGCUGAAGUUCAAGAGCUUGAAAAGCUCACCUCUCACGCGACGACGCUCAAGCAAGAAAAAGUCACCAUCGCCGCUCGCCGACUCGACGUGUACACGCAGUUGAGCGAACUCCAGACGGCUCUCGAAACCAACCUGAACCGCCGUGCGAAACGCAUCGCCCUGACGUCUGGCGAACUUGACAUCAACAGCUUACGCGCCGAGCUCGCCAAGCUCGAAGGUCAGUUGAAGACGGUGCAAAACGACGAAGCCAUCGUGCGUAAAAACUACGACGGCAUCGCGGAAAAGCUUCGAACGGUGCAAGCGAAUAUUGAAGCGGCGAAUACAGAGAUUGAAAAGCUUCGAGCGUUCAAAGAGUCGAUGAGCUCGUCUUUAGGCGAACGUGAAAAGGUCAUGGAAACUCUCAUGUCCAAGGCUGCGACGCUGUCGCAAAAGCGCGAAGCACUUCAGAAGAAGAUUCGAGAACUCGGCUCGCUUCCAUCCGACGCCUUCGACCGUUACCGCGGUGAGUCGCUCAAAUCCCUGCACAAGCUGUUGAGCAAAACGAACAACCAGCUGUCCAAGCUCGGUCACGUUAACAAGAAAGCGCUCGACCAAUACCAGCAGUUUACCGAACAGCGAGAAGAGCUCGAGAAGCGUCGUUCCGAAAUUAACAAGGCGUUUGACAGCAUCACUCAACUCAUCGAUCAUUUAGAUCACAAGAAGGAUGAAGCGAUCGAACGUACUUUCAAACAGGUCAGCAUGAAUUUCAAGGACGUCUUCCAUCGACUCGUCCCCGGUGGCCGCGGUGAACUCGUCAUGCAACGCAAGCGCGCGGCGAACCGGGACCCGGAGGAAGAGGGCGAACCGGCGGCUAAUCCGACCACGUUCAGCGAGAAGUAUAGCGGCGUGAAGAUCAAGGUGAGCUUCGGACAAGGUGAAACUAUGCAGAUGAAGCAGUUGUCUGGCGGGCAAAAGACUGUCGUCGCUGUUGCGCUCAUCUUUGCCAUUCAACGCUGCGAUCCGAUGCCGUUUUACCUCUUCGACGAAAUCGACGCCGCGCUCGACCCGCAGUACCGCACCGCCGUGGCGCACAUGGUCAAAGGUCAGGCGAACAAUAAGACGCAAUUCAUCGCCACGACUUUCCGUCCAGAAAUCGUGAAAGAAGCGACUUGCAUUCAAGGCGUGUCUCACUCUCACAAGGUGUCCACAGUUCAAAAGGUCGCCUUGGAGGAAGCUCUCCAAUUUGUUGGCGAAGACACCGCGCAAGUGCAACAAGUCGCUCCGACCGAACGCGGUCCCCCGACGCCGUAGAUACGCACGUUAGAGAAACAUUGAUGCGAAUGACUGUAUAGAUGAACCCAUAGUGAUACCAGUAUAAUGA
This is a messenger RNA of Ostreococcus lucimarinus CCE9901, 3700 nucleotides long. RefSeq lists its product with no specific name. Bases 1 to 3630 code for a protein of 1209 amino acids. The transcript has a single exon. The record is from RefSeq and is a predicted model, not a curated record. Lineage: Eukaryota; Viridiplantae; Chlorophyta; Mamiellophyceae; Mamiellales; Bathycoccaceae. Gene Ontology annotation, molecular function: cohesin loader activity; protein binding; ATP hydrolysis activity. Gene Ontology annotation, biological process: vesicle-mediated transport; mitotic sister chromatid cohesion. Gene Ontology annotation, cellular component: chromosome; membrane.